AUGAAUGAUUUUCGGAAACAAAUACCAUUGACACAACGUCCUGUGAGAAGGAUGUAUGUACAUGGUCAAAUUAACAGUGCCCGAGAAUCAUUUCCACAAAAUAAGAAAAUUGGUUUUUUUCCGGAAUUCAAAUAUAAUGGAAAUGCAAUGAAGUAUGAAUUUAAAGCUUCUGAAGAAAGAAUAAAAGCAGUAUCAAAUGGAAAGUCUCUUAUCAGUAUAAUUAAUUCGAAACCAAAAAUUCAUCAAAUAGAACAUAAAACGCCAAGAUGUGUCGAAAUCAGAAAGAAAAUGGCCCAACUUAGACCAAUUAACUAUACUACAAAACAAAAAAUCGAAUUUAUCCAACCUAUUUAUGAUUCUGAAUCAAAAAAGCAACUUAAUCAAUUCAUUGGUAAUGAAUAUCAUACAAAAAUUAAAGAAAUGAUCUCUGACAUUAAUGAAGAAACUGAUCAAAUUCAAAAUGUUCAAAUACACGAGUUAAACUACUUAAACGAGAAUAGGCGUAAUUCAAUGAUACAAUUCUAUAAUAAUUCGCUCCAUAUGGAUGUUGAUGACGCUUUAAUUAAAUCGAAAACAGAAAGUGAUUUAAUUCGAUUGAAACUAUUUCAUAAAAACAAUAAAGAUUGGUGGGAUGAAUUUAUCGAUUAUGCCCAAAGUGAACCUGUUGGGAAAUUAGAGCUUCAAUUCAUUCAGGAAUUAUCAGAGAUUGAUAAUCUAAAUAUUUCAACUUAUCUACGUCUUAGGAAGAGAUUAUUGGAUGAUCCCAAAAAGUGCACUCUAUGCCUAAAGCUACUUGACUGGAUAAAUUCGAAAAUCCAAAUUAUAGAUCCUGAAGCACAGGAUGUUAUAAUGAAUGUUAUUGUUAAAUAA
This is a messenger RNA of Trichomonas vaginalis G3, 870 nucleotides long. RefSeq lists its product as uncharacterized. The transcript has a single exon. The record is from RefSeq and is a predicted model, not a curated record. Bases 1 to 870 code for a protein of 289 amino acids. Lineage: Eukaryota; Parabasalia; Trichomonadida; Trichomonadidae.